This is a messenger RNA of Sugiyamaella lignohabitans, 2010 nucleotides long. RefSeq names its product putative peroxisomal copper amine oxidase (gene AMO2). The record is from RefSeq and is a predicted model, not a curated record. Gene Ontology annotation, biological process: amine metabolic process. The coding region runs from base 1 to 2010 and encodes 669 amino acids. Gene Ontology annotation, molecular function: copper ion binding; quinone binding; primary methylamine oxidase activity. NCBI's taxonomy places the organism in Eukaryota, Fungi, Ascomycota, Dipodascomycetes, Dipodascales, Trichomonascaceae. The transcript has a single exon.
AUGCCACAUCCUUUAGAUCAACUUAAUCCUGAGGAGCUCCAAAGGGCCGUUGGGCACCUGAAGAAUUACCACAAGGGUAAGCAAUUGCACAUCAAGAAUAUCCAUCUUGAAGAGCCCCCAAAGAGCUUGCUUGGUCCUUAUCUUCAGGCUGAAAAGGCUGGUAAGCCAAUUGCCCCUCCUCCUCGUAUUGCCUAUGGUUACUACUAUAUUAUGGAUGACAAAAAGGCUGAGGAGAUUUGGAUCGAUUUGGAUACCAAUCAAAUCACCAAGGUUGUCAUGGUUGCUUUGCCUCAACAUUUGCCCAUGGAUCAAGAUGAGGCCAACCACAUUGAGACCUUUAUGUAUGAUGACCCUCUUGUUUUGGGUGCUUUGAAGGAGUGCGGUAUUGAAGGUGAGGCUAUCAAGACUGUUGCUAGUGAUGGUUGGAUGUACGGUUGUGACGAAAUCACCUCUGUUUCCAGACACAUGAUGUUCCUCAUGUACUCCAGAGACCCUAAGACCAACCACCCCGAGUCCAACAUCUACGCUUUCCCCUUGCCAUUUGUCCCAGUUUACGAUAUUCUUGAGAAGAAGUUUGUUCGUAUUGACUGGUGUGCUACUAGUGGUGAUGAUGACGAUGCCAAUGGAAUCAACUAUACUACUCGUCAAAAGUACAAGUUUGCUCUUGAGGGCCACCAAGCCAGCGAGUACUACCCCGACCUUGUCCCCAACAAGAGAACCGAUCUUAAGCCUUACAAUGUUCUUCAACCUGAAGGACCCUCAUUUACUGUUGACGAGUCGAAUCUUGUUCAAUGGCAAAAGUGGAGAUUCAGAGUCGGAUUCAAUCCUCGUGAGGGCUUAGUUCUUCACGAUGUCGACUAUGAUGGAAGAAGAACCUUCUACAGAUUGUCUGUUUCUGAGAUGGCUGUUCCAUAUGGUGAUCCACGUCCUCCUUUGCACAGAAAGAUGGCCUUCGACUUUGGUGAUGUCGGUGGUGGCAAGUGUGCUAACGAGCUUUCUUUGGGCUGUGACUGUCUUGGUACCAUUAAGUACUUUGAUGGCCACCUUGUCGAGCCUAACGGUAACGUUCUUACCAGAAAGGGUGUUAUUUGCAUGCACGAGCAAGACGAUGGUAUUCUUUGGAAGCACACCAAUUACCGUACUGAGGCUGCUGCCGUUGUUCGUCGUCGUAUUUUGGUUCUCCAAACCAUUCUUACUGUCGGAAACUACGAGUACAUUUUUGCAUGGCACCUUGACCAAGCCGCCAAUAUCCAAUUGGAAAUCCGUGCUACUGGUAUUGUCUCUACCCAAGCUAUUGACCACGGUAAGAGAUCAAGAUACGGAACUGUUGUUGGACCUGGUGUCUUGGCCACUUCUCAUCAACACAUUUUCAGUGUCCGUAUUGACCCUGCUAUUGAUGGUAACAAGAACUCUGUUUCUGUGCAUGACACUGUUAUUACUCCAUGGGACGAGCGAAAUCCCAAGGGUACUGGUUUCAUUAACACCAAGCGUUACAUCGACGAAUCUUCUGCUUUUGAUGCCAACAUUGCUUCAAACAGAUACGUCAAGAUUGUUAAUGAGAACAAGAUCAACCCUAUCACUGGUAACCCUGUUGGAUUCAAGCUUGCUGCCGCUCCUACUGCUUUGUUGAUGGCUCCUCCUGGUACCGUUGCCCGUAGCAGAGCUGCUUUUGCUACCCACCACUUCUGGGUUACUAAGCACAAGGACAACGAAUUCUAUGCCGGUGGUGUGUGGACGAAUCAAUCUGCCAAGGAAGUUGGUGGUGUUCAAGAGGCCGUAAACCGUAGAGACAAUGUUAGAAACGAGGAUAUUGUUUUGUGGCAUUCUUUUGGUCUUACUCAUCACCCCAGAAUUGAGGACUACCCAGUUAUGCCUGUCGAGGUUCUCAAGGUUGGUUUGCAUCCUAACGAUUUCUUCACUGAGAACCCUGCUAUUGAUGUUCCACCAAGCACUCAACAAUUCAACCGAUCUGUCGAAGUUUUCCAGACUCGGUCAUGUCAUCGCAUGUAA